AUGCUCUCGCUUAACACAGAACGGUCGAAGGGAACUACUGGCGAUUCCUUAGAAUUGACAGAUGUUCUGAAAAAUGGCACACUAUCAACACUGGCCAAUGAGGAUAUCUGUGAAAAAAAUGACAGCUCUACUUCAGGAUCGCGAGAAACAGUUGGCCGAGCGAAAGAUGACACAAAUUACCCAAAGGGCGCGAAAAUGUUUCUCAUAGUGGUCUCUCUGUGUCUUGCAGUCUUCUUGAUGGCUUUAGACAACUCGGUGAUAACCACAGCGAUUCCAAAAAUCACUGAUGACUUUGGUAGCGUGUUAGAUGUAGGGUGGUACGGAAGUGCUUACUUGCUGACAACUGCCUCCCUGCAACUCAUUUUCGGCAAGAUUUACACAUUUUGGAGCAUCAAAUUGGUUUUCUUAUCGACCAUCGCCGUAUUCGAGCUCGGUAGCUUAAUAUGUGCCGUCGCACCUUCAUCAACGGCUUUUAUCGUCGGACGAGCAAUUGCUGGAUCUGGUUCUGCCGGUAUAUUUUCCGGUGCUCUGCUCAUCAUCACCCAUACUUCUCCUCUGGCAAAACGACCAACAUAUAUCGGUUUAGCGGGCGGUAUGUAUGGGAUAGCAUCUGUGGCUGGUCCUAUCAUCGGAGGCGUCCUUACUGACAAUGUGUCUUGGCGAUGGUGCUUUUAUAUAAAUCUACCACUGGGCGGCGUUACGGCUCUGGCCAUCUGGUUGAUCCUCAAGGAUCCGCAACGAGAUGUGCCAACGCUUCAAACUUGGAUGGAUCGCAUAAGAGUCUUGGAUCCCAUUGGGACCCUGAUUUUCUUACCAGCAAUGGUUUGCCUGUUGCUCACCCUACAAUGGGGAGGUUCGAAGUACAGCUGGAAUGAUGGGCGAAUCAUUGCUCUUCUGGUUCUUUCUGGCGUUCUGAUCAUAGCUUUUCUGCUUAUCCAGCUUCGCCUACAAGAAGCUGCAACAGUGCCUCCGCGCAUCUUUCGCAAUCGUUCCGUGUGGGCUGGUUGCCUCUACGGGUUUUGUACAAGUUCGGCAUUUUUUCUUGUCAUAUACUACAUCCCCAUUUGGUUCCAGGCAAUACAAGGAGUUUCAGCUAUUGAAUCCGGCAUUCGAAACCUUCCAAUGAUGAUUUCAACAAUUCUCAUGUCUAUAAUGGUCGGCGGCCUGGUGACGGCUCUAGGAUACUAUACGCCGUUCAUGAUUGCGGCAGCAAUUCUUUCCUCUGUCGGAGCAGGUCUUGUCUCUACUUUUGCAGUUCAUACCUCAAGCGGGAAAUGGAUUGGUUAUCAGAUCCUGUUCGGCAUCGGAUACGGUCUCGGUUCAAGACAGCCUUUGGUGGCUGUUCAGGCAGCCCUAGAAACAAAGGACAUACCUAUUGGUACAUCUAUCAUUAUGUUUCUGCAAACACUUGGCGGAAUGAUCUUUGUCAGUAUCGGAAACUCGAUCUUUACAAACUCCCUUGUCAACUCACUUGCUCACAAUGUGCCAUCGGUAAAUCCAACCAUUAUCACUACAACCGGAGCAACUGACAUCAAGAAUAUCGUAUCCGCGGAGGAGCUGCCCAAGGUACUCAUAGCAUACAACCAUGCUCUAGACCAGGCAUUCUUGGCAGCUGCUGCCAUGGCCGCUCUCUCCGUCUUUGGCAGUGUCCUGGUUCCGUGGUUGAGUGUAAAGCAGAACUACCACGAGGUGGAUGAACCAGUGAAUGAAACAACCUCCAAAUAA
This is a messenger RNA of Talaromyces marneffei, 1725 nucleotides long. RefSeq lists its product as uncharacterized. The transcript is spliced from 4 exons. The coding region runs from base 1 to 1725 and encodes 574 amino acids. Gene Ontology annotation, biological process: transmembrane transport. The record is from RefSeq and is a predicted model, not a curated record. Lineage: Eukaryota; Fungi; Ascomycota; Eurotiomycetes; Eurotiales; Trichocomaceae. Gene Ontology annotation, molecular function: transmembrane transporter activity.